Symbiodinium natans is the source of this 1530-nucleotide messenger RNA. Lineage: Eukaryota; Dinophyceae; Suessiales; Symbiodiniaceae. The record is from the annotation of a GenBank genome assembly.
AUGAGACCACUUCUUGCCUGCACCACCUUGUUCUCUGCUGCUCUAGCUGACCUUCCAGUCCAUUGCCUCCGGCACCAGAUCUCUGGCAGAUGGGAGCUCUUCCGCGGCCCAGCAGGGCCGAGGCGCAGCUCCUGCGGACACCAGCUUCCAGACGACGAGGCCGCGCAGCCGCCCGUGGAGCUGCCCGAAGUGGCCGAGACGAUCUUGGUCGAACUGAAAGACCCGAAUGUGGCCGUCACCAGCCAGACACGCGAUGGUCGAUGGACGAUGAUCUACGAUGAAGCCAUGGAGGUGAACGUGGACGGCUACUCCUUCCUUGCCUUUCACAAGUUUGAGCUCUUUCAUAAAGAUGGCGCGCAGCAGAACGUCUCGCGUUGUGGGGAGACGCAGCUCGGCUGGUACCACGACGAUGCUCGCAAGAACUGGGGCUGCUUCUACGCCCGCAAGGUCCGCAACCCGGAGGAGACGGCUGAGGUAUUCACCACGUCCUCCCCGCGAGCAGCAGUGCCGCCUCGCGCGUCGCAAGAGCGCUUGGAUGCAACCUACCACAACUCCUUCGCAGCCACCCUCAACUCUUUGCAGGACUGGUGGACGGCGAAGGUCUACGACCGUUUUGUGGGCCAGACGUUGCACGAGAUCAACUCCAUGGCCGGCAUCUUCCGACCUUUCUCCCAGGCCCAGCGCAAGGAGACGGAUCCCUACUUCGGCACCGGCCAUGGCGAGUCCAUCCCGUCCUUCCUGCAGCAGGCGCGUGCGCGGACGAAGGCGGUGAAAGGACGCCGCCCAUUGCCUUCGGCUUGGGACUGGCGGAACGUCUCUGGUGUGAGCUACCUCGACGAGGUCAUUGACCAGGGAACUUGUGGCUCCUGUUACAUCGUGGCCACCACGCACAUGCUGGCAGCGAGAUACCGCAUCCAGCACAAGAAUCCUGACUUUCCUGGGUUCUCCUUCAACUUCCCGCUCUUCUGCUCGGAGUACAACCAGGGCUGCAAUGGCGGCUAUGCGUUCUUGGCCUCCAGAUGGGCGCAGGACGUGGGCUUGGUGCCGAAGAACUGCAGCCACUACGAUCCCGAGAACUUGCUCGGCAGCUGCGAACUGAAGUGUGAUGUGGCCGCGCUGCAGAAGACCUGGCGCGCGACCAAUCACCACUAUGUUGGGGGCUACUACGGCGCUGCGUCUGAGGAGGCCAUGAAGCAGGAGCUGGUGGAGCGAGGGCCCCUGGUGGUGUCUUUCGAGCCCCAGAGCGACAUCGUCUACUACACCCGCGGGGUGUACACCAGUGCACCCCACCAGCGCUCGGAGUGGGAGCCGGUGGACCAUGCGGUGCUGCUGGUCGGCUAUGGCGCUGACAACGGCCGAAAGUACUGGAUCUUGCAGAACUCCUGGGGAAAGGACUGGGGCGAGGACGGCUACAUCCGCAUGCUUCGCGGCGAGGACGAGAGCGGGGUGGAGUCGAUCGUGGUCGGUGCAGACGUCGUGGAGGAGGCGCAGCCUACAAUGCUGCUGCAGCUGGCUUCCACACUCGCAUAG